Messenger RNA from Cuscuta europaea, 1400 nucleotides. NCBI's taxonomy places the organism in Eukaryota, Viridiplantae, Streptophyta, Magnoliopsida, Solanales, Convolvulaceae. The record is from the annotation of a GenBank genome assembly.
CCACAAAAUUAUUCAGGAGGGCCAUCAUCUUGGCCGUUUGAUCAAUAAAGCUUUUCGCUUUCCCUCUAAAAACCUUUCAAUGGCUUCUAUUCCUUCAGCUCUACUGAGUCUUCAACUUCCCGAGCAUCAAUGCCCUCAUCUCACAUUACACUUUCCCAGAAAUUCAAAUACUGCCCCUUCUCUCUACUUCCCUGGACCUGGUUUUCACACAAUAAAUCCCCUCAAAAUCAAGUCCUCAAGAACAGUCAAAUUUGCUGCCACGGAAUCAGACUCCAGGAAACCCCUAGAGCCGGACCCUCAAACUCUUCUCCAAGAAGUUGCAGACAGUUUUGCCCUCCCUGCUGAUUAUUUUUCUCAGCUGCCUAGCGAUCUUCGUCUAGAUUUAAACGAUGCUGCCUUUGAUCUUUCAAAUGGUCAAGUUCAACUAGAGUGUGGUGAAGAGCUCGGGGAGACAUUGGUAAAUAUUAGUCGAGCAUGGGAACUGGCUGACACAUCAACCUCCUCAGCUUUAAUGAACAAGGUCCCUCAGCUAGAGAGCUCUUUGACCGGUUAUCAAAUAUCAGCACUUGGAAAGCGCUUAUUAUCUGCUGGAAGGAGGUUUCAGGCCAUGGGACAGUAUGGUGCAGGUGAAGUGCAGCUGAUUGCUGAAGUGAUGAUAAGGAAUGGGAUGAUUUUGUCCAGAUGUUCAGUAUCUGGAGGUACUGAUCAAAAAUUAAAGCAACAAACCCAAACUCUUAAGUUUGGUGAGCUUCAGGUUGCACUGACCUCAGGAAAAGCAUACUUUGGAGCUGCCAUUGGUGCGGUGUUUGGGAUUCUUUCGUGGGUGUUAAGCCAACACGUUGCAAGUAUACCUGAGAGCUCAUUUCAGUAUGCAAAUGACAAUGCUUUGUUACUUGCUAGGGCAUGCAAAGGGUAACAAUUAAGGGUGGUUUGGGUAUUAUGCUGCUUUUUUGGCAUUUUUAAAGAUAUUCAAUGAGUUACUUGACCUAAUGACCUGUAUCUGUUGACAUCGACGGAACUUGCUUCUUGUGCAGUCAUUGCAUGGAGCUCUUCUUGCUCUUCUUUAUUCCUCUGCCAUCUUGUCUGCUUUUACCGCAGUUGGACUUAUUUUACUUGCCAGACAGCUCAAGUCAGAUGAUAAAUGAGCUUAAGUGCUAUCUCUUGAGUCUUGAGUCGAUAGAAGUUUGGUUCAGAUGUAAAUGUAUUACUUGUAAGUGUGUGUGUGUGUGAAUCUUGCAUCUUAAUCCUAGUAUCAGAGGAAAAAGAAUCCUAGUACGUUUUUAAUAUUUUUUUUAGCCAGUCACCGCUCGACUAGCGCCUAACGCCUUCUAGAACAUUGGGUUCAUCCCCAUUUAAUUUCUCACUUCGGACGUUGCACCAAGUUUAAGCAAAUGACAAUU